UCGACAUGUGGCAUUUGACUUUUGCCUCAAAGACAAAGGAGGACAAGGAAGAAUAACAUGUUUGUUUCAAGUGUCUGAGACGCUCCCUAAAGGUAUUAAUAGUUUGUGAGUCAAUUUGAAACUGAAAGUUACCAGCAUGUGACCUGUAUGUAAUAUACUGUAUUAAAACUGAAUGUUCCCCGUGGCUAUUCACCACUUUGUUCUAAGACAGCUUGGAGACAACACUGCUGAUCCAUAUCUUUGAGCAGGGCCUUGAGGUCUACUUUGAAAAGAGAAAAACAUGUACCGACUGGUCCUGAUUGGAGAGUCAGGGUCUGGGAAGAGUGCCUCCGGUAAUACCAUUCUUAAUAGGCAGGAGUUCGAAGCUAGUCCAAGCGCCAGCUCUGUAACCAGGACCUGCCAGAGUGGAAACAGCCAGCUAGGGGAAAAUGGUGUUUUGGUUGUGGACACUCCAGGUUUCUUUGGCAACGACCUUACUGAGUCCCAGAGUCGCGCUGAGAUUUUUAAAUGUGUGAGGCUGUGUGCCCAAGGGCCUCAUGCUUUCAUUCUAACCAUUCAAAUCGGCCGCUAUGCUGAACAAGAAAGAAGGGUUGUGGACCAGAUGGUGAGUGUUUUCGGGGAGAUUACUUUGAAAAACUACAGUGUGGUUCUGUUCACCCGCGGUGAUGACCUGGAGGACAUGACUUUACAGGAGUAUCUAAGGACAGCCCCACAAGAGCUCAAUGAUCUGCUGAGUAGAUGUGGCGGCAGAUACCACGUCUUCAACAACAGAGACCGCAACAACAGGAAGCAGGUGACAGAGCUGCUGGAAACGGUGAAGAUGAUGGUGAACACGAACCAGGGAGGGUACUACGUCUUUCCAGAUCACCUGAUAAUGGAGAAGAUUGUGGCGGGAUUAGCAGCAGGGGCGGUUGUGGGGGCGUGUGCAGGGGUGUGUCCACCUGUAGCAGUUGGGUUGUGGUAGGGGCUGUGGUAGGUACCGUAGCUGUGGUCCCCACCAAACCUUUAAUUGCAGCUGCAGCAUUAGUGGGGACAGCAGCAUUGAAAUUACAGUUGGCAAAGCAUAAACUUAACUCUGAUUAAGGGACAGCAAGUCUAAAUAGUUAAUGACUUAGGACCAUAAAACCCUCAGUUGGGGGUAUGGAUGUUGUAACAAUGAUUUCAUAUUCUGUCAUUGAUUCAACAUGUAUUAUUCUUUUAGUUAGUACCUUAGAACUGUUCGCUUGAAUCAAAUAUAAAAUAAAUGUUUAUUUGUCACAUGCGCCGAAUAAAACAGGGGUA
Salvelinus namaycush (lake trout) is the source of this 1281-nucleotide messenger RNA. RefSeq names its product GTPase IMAP family member 9-like. Bases 281 to 964 code for a protein of 227 amino acids. The transcript has 2 exons. The record is from RefSeq and is a predicted model, not a curated record. Gene Ontology annotation, molecular function: GTP binding. NCBI's taxonomy places the organism in Eukaryota, Metazoa, Chordata, Actinopteri, Salmoniformes, Salmonidae.